GCUGUCUCCGGUCCUGUGGAGCGGGGAUCGGGCUGUCUCCGGUCCUGUGGAGCGGGGAUCGGGCUGUCUCCGGUCCCGUGGAGCUGGGAUCGGGCUGUCUCCGGUCCUGUGGAGCUGGGAUCGGGCUGUCUUCGGUCCUGUGGAGCUGGGAUCGGGCUGUCUUCGUGCGUAAAGCCGUCAGCUGACCGCGGCGGCGGGAGGCAGAGGUCUGGAGUCAGCUGACAGGACCUUCUCCCUGCUUGCUCAGCUUUCCGGCUGCGGAGGAGGAGGAGGAGGAAGUGGCCGAGAGGUUUUCCUCCUGCCGGUCUGUCUCAGUCUGCUGACCGGGAGGAAGUGCACAUCGGACCCGCGCAGCGGCGUAAAGACGCGCCCUCGUGUCCCGUCUGCGGUCCCGGUGUCAGACACACCCCGCUCCCGCCAGAUCGCAGCAGGAAGUCGGAUGCUGGUGGACUCGCUCGGCUCUUCCCUCCGCUUCUCGGACCGGCAUGCCGUCUCUGGAGCAGCUGGAGCGCGCCCUGGAGCGCGCGGGGCAGCGCCACGUCCUGCGCUUCUGGCCCGAGCUGAGCGAGCAGGAGAGGGACGGCCUCCUGCGGGAGCUGGCCCACCUGGACCUGGACGGGCUCAGGGACCACUGUGAGGGCGCCGCCAGGGCCGCAGCCUCCCCGGGACCCGGUCCAGACCUGCACAUCGAGCCGGUUCCCCAGCAGAGCCUGGGCAGCGUGAGGAGGAGCGGCAGAGAGGCGCUGGAGGGCUGGGAGCGGGAGGGCCUGCUGCAGAUCUCGGAGGGCCGGGUCGGGGUCCUGCUCCUGGCUGGAGGUCAGGGCACCCGUCUGGGCGUUCAGUACCCUAAAGGCAUGUACGACGUGGGGCUGCCCAGCGGGAAGACCCUGUACCAGAUCCAGGCGGAGCGCAUCCUGAAAGUCCAGGAGCUGGCAGGGCGCCAGGGGGGCUCCAGCUGCACCGUGCCCUGGUACAUCAUGACCAGCGAGUUCACGCUGGGCCCCACGCGCAAGUUCUUCGAGGAGAACCGGUACUUCGGUCUGGAGCCGUCGAACGUCGUCAUGUUCGAGCAGAGGAUGAUCCCGGCCGUGACCUUCGAGGGAAAGGUCAUCCUGCAGGACAAAGGGAAGAUCGCCAUGGCCCCAGAUGGGAACGGGGGGCUGUACCAGGCCCUGCUGGACAACAAGGUGCUGGAGGACAUGCGGGGGAGGGGCGUCCAGUACCUGCACGUCUACUGUGUGGACAACAUCCUGGUCAAGCUGGCCGACCCCGUGUUCAUCGGCUUCUGUGUGAGCAAAGGAGCGGACUGCGGGGCCAAGGUGGUGGAGAAGGCGUAUCCCGCGGAGCCGGUGGGCGUGGUCUGCAGAGUGGGGGGCGUGGCCCAGGUGGUGGAGUACAGCGAGAUCCGGCCGGAGACCGCCGAGCUCCGGGGCCCCGGAGGGGACCUGGUCUACAGCGCCGGCAACAUCUGCAACCACUUCUUCACCACGAGCUUCCUGCAGGACGUGGCAGAGAAGUGGAACGGCCAGCUGAAGCAACACGUCGCCAUCAAGAAGGUUCCCUUCGUGGACGCUGGAGGUCAUCGGGUCAAACCCUCCCAACCCAACGCCAUCAAGAUGGAGAAGUUUGUCUUCGAUGUCUUUCCCUUCUCCAGGAACUUGGUCGUGUUCGAGGUUCUCAGGGAGGACGAGUUCUCGCCCCUGAAGAACGCCGACGGCGCAGCGACAGACAGUCCAACCACAGCCAGGAACUCCCUGCUGGCUCAGCACUGCCGCUGGGCCCGGCGCGCCGGCGCCGCCCUGCUGGACGAGCACGGGAAUACGCUUCCUCCAGCCAGCAGCGACUCGGCAGGCGUCCAGCCUCCAGCGCAGGUGGAGAUUUCACCGCUGGUCUCUUACUUUGGAGAGGGCCUGGAGCAGCUGCUGAGCGGGAGGACGCUGAAGGUUCCCUUCAUUCUGGAUGCUGAGAGAGCCAAAGAGCUGCAGGCUCAGUAGCUCGGGGCGCGGCGACGGCAGCAGGCUGAGCAGCACGGCAGAGAGGGAACUUCAGCACAGCUGCUCCCAAUAAGAAGCGUUUGCUUUCUACCCUGAACGCAGAAUGUUUCACUGAGCCGUGUGAGAUCAGUCAUAUCAGACUCAGCCCGCGGUCCUGCCGCUGUGUGAAGCUGCACUGCGAUCGAUCCAAUUAGAAACAAAUGAAGGGAGGAAUAAGUCCAGGGAAUUUCUAUGAAAUUGUUUUGAUUUACCAAAUUUACAAUAAAAAAUACCU
Salarias fasciatus (jewelled blenny) is the source of this 2268-nucleotide messenger RNA. RefSeq names its product UDP-N-acetylglucosamine pyrophosphorylase 1 like 1 (gene uap1l1). The transcript is spliced from 9 exons. Gene Ontology annotation, biological process: UDP-N-acetylglucosamine biosynthetic process. Gene Ontology annotation, molecular function: UDP-N-acetylglucosamine diphosphorylase activity. The record is from RefSeq and is a predicted model, not a curated record. Lineage: Eukaryota; Metazoa; Chordata; Actinopteri; Blenniiformes; Blenniidae. The coding region runs from base 486 to 1994 and encodes 502 amino acids.